AUGACACCUUCAAUCUGCGCCUGUUUCGUCGGCGGUGUCGGACAGGGGAGUGUACCCAAUGGGUACUACCCAUCACUGGGCGCGAGGCUUGGCCAAGUGCUCGUGGGGACUGUGAAGCCGAAGGCACGCGUCGAGUUCCAAGCUAGAGUUCCUCCAGGUCACGAUAGUGGCGGGAUGCCGGUGUCUGCAACUGACCCCAAGCUCAUCCUCGCGACGUUGGACGUCCGCAGGAGCGCGGGGGAAGGCGGCGAGGAGCUCAAGAGUACGAAGGACAUCUGUGGCUCCACGGGCACGACGGACGGACGGGCGUCGUCGUCGUCGUUGGCGGCGGCGGCGGCGGUGGUGGAGGUGGUGGCCGAGGAGGGGGAGGAGGAGGAAGAGGAGGAGGAGGAGGUGGAGAGAGUGAGGCAGGCCACGAUGACGCUGCAGAAAGGAGGGAGGAGCGUGGCGGUCACCGCUGAGGCAGCCGUGGAGGAGAGGGGAUACGACGGAGCGGCUGCCGCGUAUUGUAAGGAGAAGGAGGGUGCGGCGGAGCUGAAGGAACGAGAGGGCACGGCUGAGGUGAGCGCGCGGCGUACUCGAGUCGUCAAGCCUGCUGGCAUCCGUGGACAAGGGAGAGUGACUGCAGUAGAGGGCGAGGGCGGCGGGGACGAAGGCGCAGUUUGCGGUUGA
Phytophthora sojae is the source of this 672-nucleotide messenger RNA. RefSeq lists its product as hypothetical. The coding region runs from base 1 to 672 and encodes 223 amino acids. The transcript is spliced from 4 exons. The record is from RefSeq and is a predicted model, not a curated record. Lineage: Eukaryota; Oomycota; Peronosporomycetes; Peronosporales; Peronosporaceae.